AUGACUCUGCCAGCCCUCGCCGUCCGCCUCCGUCCUCGCGGCUUUGCCCCCACCCCCGCCGACAUCGCGCUCAAACGCGUUCAACAGACCCAGGCGGUCAAGGAACUGUGGAUCGUCAUCGCGUCCGUCGUCGGCUUCCUCUUCGUCGUCCGCGUGCUUCGCUAUGCAUGCUCUCGCCUCUUCGGUCGCCGACCGUCGAACACUGGCAAGGUGUCGUGGCGACGGAUCCCCGCGGCCGCGGCCGCUACCUUCAGGAUCGUGGCGUUCCGCUUGGCGUUCACCUGGGGCUACAUCGGGACCAUUCUCGGUCUGACCUUUGUGGACACCAAGGACCUGACCACCUGGUUCUACGAGGACCGCGCGGCACAUCUCGCUUCUUGCCAGUUGCCGCUGAUAGUCGCCUUAGCGGGCAAGAAUAACAUCAUCUCAUGGAUCACUGGUAUCGGGCAUGAAAAGCUCAAUGUGCUUCACCGAGCGGCGGCAAGGACGUGUCUUCUUCUCCUCUGGCUGCACGCCCUCAACCGUGCUCUUGGCGGGUGCGAUCUUUCUGAUUCAUUGCAAGCGGCUUCGACUGACGUUGAGCCAGCCUCACCGGGAAGUUCAGCUUUGAAUCGAAUGUGUGGAUGCACUGGGAGCGGUCGGAUGACCGCGUUCACGUUAGCCACCAUCCUCUCGCUCCGUUUCAUCCGGAAUGCCUUCUUUGAGUACUUCCUCAUUUCGCACAUCGUCCUUGUCGGGCUCUUCAUCAUCAGCGGCUAUCUCCACGCGCGCGCGGUCGAGUACGGCGACUACUUCUGGCCAGCUCUCGUUGUGUGGGCGUUCGACCGCCUCCUCCGCGCCUCACGCCUCGUCUGGAACAACAGGGCACGGCGCGGGACGCACGAGUACGGCUCAGCGCUCGUCGAGCUCAUCUCGCCCGACACCAUCCGCCUCACACUUCGCCGCAAGAUGACCUGGCGCGCAGGCCAGCACGCCUACCGACCUCCGACCGAGGCGCACCCGUUCUCGAUCGCGAGCAUCCCCCACGCUCUCGACGGCGCGCAUGACGGCGGCGAGCGCGACGUCGUCUUCCUCGUCCGCGGCCGGUCCGGGUUCACCGGUCGCCUGCGCGAGUUCGCGACGCGGAACCACGGUACCACUCGCGUGCCCGCGCUCAUCGACGGCCCUUACGGGUGCCCGCCGAAUUUGAUGCGCUUCUCGACGUGCGUACUGAUUGCGGGUGGAUCUGGGGUGUCGUACACGCUUCCGCUUCUCCUCGACAUCGUUAGAAAUGUCCGCGACGGCAAGUCUCUCGUGCGUCGCGUGAUCUUCGUCUGGGCCGUGCGUCAGUCGGAGCAUCUCGACUGGAUCUCCAAGACGCUCAACGAGGCACUGGCCGUCGCGCAGCCCACGUCCCUCGUCGUGGAACCGACCGUGUAUGUCACGGGCCCAAGCUGCACGAUGCCCACGAUCGCGCGGACUCCGUACAUGCCGAACAUGUCCCCCGCAUCCGACUCAGGUUCGACCAAGUCGUUGGAGGCUAGCAUCGACAAGACCCUGCCCUCGUACUCAUCUCUCAAGGUCAUCCACGGCCGUCCGAGCAUCCGGCGCGUGCUUCAGGACGGGAUCAACUGCUCCGCCGGCCCCGUUUCCGUAGAUGUGUCUGGUCCGACUGCUCUCACGCAAUCCGUAUGCUACGCGCUCUCUACGGAUAUCGCUAGUCCUGCAAGCAUUUUGAAAGGCUCCCAGCCCGUGACGCUCCACGUGGAGACGUUCGGCAUGUCGAAGUAA
Epithele typhae is the source of this 1770-nucleotide messenger RNA. RefSeq names its product ferric reductase NAD binding domain-containing protein. Bases 1 to 1770 code for a protein of 589 amino acids. Gene Ontology annotation, cellular component: plasma membrane. The transcript has 13 exons. Gene Ontology annotation, molecular function: ferric-chelate reductase activity. The record is from RefSeq and is a predicted model, not a curated record. NCBI's taxonomy places the organism in Eukaryota, Fungi, Basidiomycota, Agaricomycetes, Polyporales, Epitheliaceae. Gene Ontology annotation, biological process: iron ion transport; copper ion import; intracellular iron ion homeostasis.